GAAGGAGGAGGGAGAGGAGGAGGAGGAGGGAGGACACGGGUGGCGUUUGCUGCUGCUGGGCAGAGAGGAGUCGUGCAGGCUGCGGCUGUACUCGGACUCCACAUUCCCUCAAUACGGGACUGGUGGUGAGGAUGUGCGAGAGCUGACCCUGCCGCUGCCGCCGCCUGUGCUGUGAAGUGUCUACUCCUCCUCCUCCUCUUCCUCCUCCUCCCCUGCUGUGGGUGAACCUGCGCUACGGGCUCUUCACUGACACGGGAGGGGGAGAUCGGUUUGUGUAUUUGUUUAAGGCAAAGAGAGAGAAAGCGAGAGAUCUGCUGCCCACUGAAGCACAGUUCACUAUGGUCGUACUCGCAUUCAGCAUUGGAAGCCGGUUGGAUUUCGUGUCUCAGUCCAGGGUGUUUUUCUUGCAAACGUUCCUUUGGAUUUUAUGUGCUACAGUGUGCAAAGCGGAGCAGUAUUUCAAUGUGGAGGUAUGGUUACAAAAGUAUGGCUACCUUCCACCAACUGACCCCCGAAUGUCGGUGUUGCGCUCUGCAGAAACCAUGCAAUCAGCUAUAGCUGCAAUGCAGCAGUUCUAUGGCAUUAAUAUGACAGGAAAAGUGGACAGGAACACAAUUGACUGGAUGAAGAAACCACGGUGUGGUGUGCCUGACCAAACAAGAGGUAGCUCCAGAUUUAACAUUCGGCGGAAACGCUAUGCGUUAACAGGACAGAAGUGGCAACACAAACAUAUCACUUACAGCAUAAAGAACGUCACUCCAAAAGUAGGUGAUGCUGAAACCCGUAAAGCCAUUCGCCGUGCCUUCGAUGUGUGGCAGAAUGUAACUCCUUUAACUUUUGAAGAAGUUCCUUAUAUUGAAUUAGAAAAUGGCAAGAGGGACGUGGAUAUUACGAUCAUUUUUGCAUCGGGUUUUCAUGGAGACAGUUCUCCCUUUGAUGGGGAAGGAGGAUUUUUGGCUCAUGCAUAUUUCCCUGGGCCAGGAAUAGGGGGAGACACUCAUUUUGACUCAGAUGAGCCAUGGACUUUGGGAAAUCCCAAUCAUGAUGGAAAUGAUCUGUUUCUAGUUGCAGUGCAUGAACUGGGACAUGCUCUGGGUUUGGAGCACUCUAAUGACCCCACUGCGAUCAUGGCUCCAUUUUACCAAUAUAUGGAAACCGACAACUUCAAACUGCCUAAUGAUGAUUUACAGGGCAUCCAGAAGAUAUAUGGUCCACCUGACAGGAUCCCACCACCAACAAGACCUCUGCCAACAGUGCCCCCACAUCGCUCAAUUCCUCCAGCAGACCCACGGAAGAAUGACAGGCAACCUAAACCUCCUCGGCCACCCACUGGUGACAAACCUUCCUAUCCUGGAGCCAAGCCUAACAUCUGCGAUGGGAACUUCAACACUCUGGCUAUUCUUCGCCGGGAAAUGUUUGUUUUCAAGGAUCAGUGGUUCUGGCGAGUCAGAAACAACAGGGUGAUGGAUGGAUACCCCAUGCAAAUUACCUACUUCUGGAGGGGACUGCCUCCCAACAUUGAUGCAGUUUAUGAAAACAGUGAGGGGAAUUUUGUCUUCUUUAAAGGUAACAAGUUCUGGGUUUUCAAGGACACUACUCUCCAGCCAGGUUACCCUCACGAUUUGAUAACACUUGGAAGUGGAAUUCCUUCCCAUGGCAUCGAUUCAGCAAUUUGGUGGGAAGAUGUUGGAAAAACCUACUUCUUCAAAGGAGAUAGGUACUGGAGAUACAGUGAAGAAAUGAGAUCCAUGGAUCCUGGUUAUCCCAAACCAAUCACAAUUUGGAAAGGUAUCCCAGAAUCCCCUCAGGGAGCCUUCGUCCACAAAGAAAAUGGCUUCACAUAUUUCUACAAAGGAAAAGAGUACUGGAAAUUCAAUAACCAGAUGCUCAGGGUGGAACCUGGCUACCCCAGAUCCAUCCUCAAGGAUUUUAUGGGUUGUGAUGGACCAACAGAUCGCGACAAAGACCGACACAGCCCUCAAGAUGACGUUGACAUUGUCAUCAAACUGGACAACACAGCCAGCACUGUGAAAGCCAUAGCCAUCGUCAUUCCCUGCAUCUUGGCCUUGUGCCUCCUUGUCUUGGUUUACACUGUGUUCCAGUUCAAAAGGAAAGGAACACCCCGCCACAUACUGUACUGCAAACGCUCUAUGCAAGAGUGGGUGUGAUAUAGGGAUCUAGUUUUUUUUUCUUUCCCUCCCAGGAGUUGUGGUAACUUGAGAGUCAACACAAGAGCUGUUAUGCAGUUUCCUAGGUAGAAGCGGGCAUCUGUCAGUCUGAAACAAAGCUGAUCUUUCAAAACCCAGGGGGUUGCCUGUCCUGCGCGUGAGCGGCCAAUCGCUCAGCUGGGAAGCUUCCAUGAUACACAGUAUCUGCUGUUUCUUCAGUCCUUUGUCUUUCUUUGUCAUUUGAUUCUAGGCCUUUCCUCUGCACGUUCAAUGCCCUACAAACUAUCAGGAUUAACUAAUGAAGAGGAAAACCAAGCAGAUCUCCAGUGUUUCUACAUUUUUUCCCUUAAGGCCUGUUCCCCUUUGAAAAAUUUUUUGCUGAAAGUAAAUUUUUUUAGAAAAAAAAAAAAAACAACCAAACAAACACACAACAACCCACAACAGAACUUUCAGGAAAGAGAGAAGAUCCAAAACAGCUUUGUCUCCAAAGAGGAUUGCUUUCUGUUUGCUACGGAUAAAGUCCUAUGCUCCUGCUUCCAGUUUUGUCAGGUGGGAGACUCGGAUGACACACAGGACUUCAGACUGUUCGGACAGCCAUUUUCCAACAAACAAGGGGCCAAAAUAUCUGCAAUAUAGUAACAGCCUUAAUAAUACAUUCAUUUUGUGUUUUUUACAGCUGCUCUGGGCUAUGUCCUCAAUGUUUUAAACUCAUUUCUAUUCAUUACAAUAUUCAAGCAGAACCUUUUUAUUGGUUUGUUUGGUUUUUCAGUUGGUUUUCCUGCAUAAUCUUUCCCAAGAUGUACCAAGCCAACUGCCCCAGGCCUUCCAUAGGUCUGUCAGGAGCACUCAUUCCAAAGCAUGGUAAAAACGCAGUGUGUCUCUGAAGUGGAUUUCAGUGAACUAAAGCAACAGUCAUGCUGUAGAGAAACUUGAUGCUCGUGUUACAUUGGUGGUGUAACCCUUUGAGAACUACUGCAUCCGUUUUCAGAGUCUGGUAGAUGUUGAUCUUGGUUGUCAUUAAAUUAUAGGAUUGUGUUUGGGUAAUUCAGGGUUUUUAAAGAGAAUCAGUUUUUCAAAACACAUUUCCUGUGACUGCAAGUGAGUAUUUUGAAUUAUUUGCAUUAUUGAUAGAGAUUUGUAAUAUAAAUAGAAGGGGAAAAAAAAACCACAAAAACAAAACCCCAGCUAUUUUCUGGAUAAAGGACCCAAGCCUAUUUUAGUAACUUCUACCACUUACCAAGGAUUUUUCUGAAUGGGCAACAGUUUUAUAGCUUAGCCUCUUGUCUUAAGCAUCUUGAAUUUCUCUUUUAAACUACGUUGCAUGACAAUUCCGUUUGCCUCUGCAGAGAUAGGGUUACAGUUUCAAAGGAAAGCUAAAAUGAUGAUUCUGAUAUUGCAUGAGUAUCCUCCAGUGUUUUACCCCUUUGCAUGUUCAACAUAGUUCUCAAAGGGUUAGUCAAAUUUCUGGCCUUCAGGUGAAUGUGAUAUCACUGACAGAGCCAAGGGACCACCAAAGCAUUUUGUCAUUCUGUGUAAUUUGUGCUAACAGCAGUAUUGUCAUUUUCAUGUGACCUGCAGAGCAGGUUAGUAUCAAUAAUUUUUUUCCUAGAGAAAAGUCAGCAACUGACAGACCUCUUUAUUGAUUUAAGGAGCUGCUUCUUGCAGUGAUAGGCUUUACAGUCACUGGGCUGUGAACUUAUUAAAGAUGGUCAGAAUGAUGCACCCCAAAAGUCAGACACCUGGUUUUUUAUGAAAGCCAGGAUUUGAGGGGAGUAGCUUUUGCAACAAUUAACAGCUUGCCUUGAACUUGAUUAUUGACCUGUUGACUGUCAUUACCAAGUUAAACAUUGUCUUCUGUGAACAGCUUCACUCUCUGAAUUUCCUCAAAGUGUACUGUCCUAUGUCUUUGAUCUUUGACCUUUAACUCGCAAACUGGCACAAACCGAAGGGAAUCUGGUGUUGUGAAUUAACUGAGAUGAGUUUUAUUUCUUAAAGGCCUGAUAUGCAUUAUCCUAAAUUUGAGGAAAAACAAACAAACACAAACCCAAAAUAUUGAUAUGUUUUCAUAGAAAAGAACUGACACAAACUGAAAUAUUUAUGAUAGAUCUGUAGAAGGGUAUUUUGCUAUGUAUACAUGCACACUCUAAAAAUGGACUACAGUAGAAGUUGAUUUUUAUUUCACUUGAAUACGAUUUCCAGUACAAAAAAAAUCAAUAUCAUUUCUACAAAUAUCUAGUUAUUAAUGAAAAUGUUAUAGGAAAAUAUUAAAAUACUUGAAAUGGCCAAUAUUGGCUUUUACAUGAAAUGAAACUUUUAUACUACCUUCAGCCAAUUUCUUACUGGUUUCUUAAUCCACAGAACUGGAUCACUUUUUAGAGAGUGUAGGUAUAUAUACAUAUAUAUUAUGGUUAUUAUUAUUUUGGUAAUGGAUAGCUUGACUGCCUUGAAUUUAUAUUUAUAUUGAGCAUAGCAUGAAAAAUAGUAUGCCUUUUUGUUCAAUUACAUGAUUUUAUAUUGAUUUGAGAACUUCUUUUAUGAACAUAUGUGGCAUGCUUUAAAGCAUUGCAAACUUAUUUCUUAGAGCAUAAACAGAUCAGAUAUACAUAUGUACGGCUAACAAAAGUGAAGAUUAGGAAAAGAGUUAGUUUUACAACAAAUGUGCAAUGCAGAUGGCAUUUUGGAGAUGUUUUGUAGAGGUACUGCAUCCUGUAGAUUAGGAGUGCAUCAGUAUCAGCCCAUAGCAUUGUUUAGUAAAUCCAGUUCAGUUGUUGCUGAAAAUGUAGACUAAUUGACAGUUAAAUAACAUAGGAUAUUUGCUGCACAUCAUGUGGUGAAUUUGGAAUUCUCUGACUGUCCUAUUUUCAAGUGUGUGUGUGUUUAUGUACUUGUAAAUGCACACAACUGCACAUGUACACAGACAAUACAUAUUUUAAUCCAUGGAGAGGUUUUUACCAUUGGCAACCUACAAUAAUUUAUGUUCUGCUACAGACAGAACAAAAUUAUUUAUGUUGCUGUUGCAUUUUUUUUUCCCUUUGCAUAGUUGGUGGAAAAUACCAACAGCACUACUUGGUUUAUAUUUGGUUUUCCUCCACAAUAGAAAAAUAUUCUGUAUUAUCUUCAAAUCAGGACAGCAUCUCAUCUGUUUUUUUGGGUUUGGGUUCAGUGGGAGUUGGGGGUGUUUGUUUUGGUUAGGUUUUGGGAUGUUGUUGUUUUGUUUUUCUUUUAUUUACUUGAAAACUUCAUUUUUAAAACAUCCUUCAUGGCAGAUUUAACUUUUUGUGCAUCUAUUUCCCUGCCAGUAAUGAAGUGCUGAGCAUGUUGACUGUUGUUCUUUGAUAAGGUAACAAAAAUGUUUGUAUUUGGAGAACUUUACUUAUGCAGGAAGAUAAGUGUGAUAAGUCUAGUGCUUGGUAUAUGGUACAUCAUAGCUACAUGAAUACAUGAUAAAUUGAUUGUUUCAUCUAUUUUCUUUUACUUAAAAGUGCAUACAGAUUAUAAACAGAGAGAGGCAGAAUAAUAAUGUUAUAUUGGCAUGUUUAUGUCAUGCAGAACAAGAUUGUGUCAGCAUUUCUAUUACUCCUAUUUUCACUAGGUUACCAUGCAGCCAGAAACAUUUGCUUUUAAGUAAAAGCCAUUUGAGCAAUUGUGUUCACUGUAAUUCCCAAAUACAUACUGGUUUGUUUCAAAUUAGAGAAGUUCAUAGUAAAUUAGUGAUGUUGCCUGACCUAGUUUUUAAGUCCAAUGAGAUUCUAAGACAAUGUAAAUUUUGGAAACAUUUUUCCUUUUAUUUUUUUCUUCCCCUACCAAGGCCUAUAACAAAAAAAAAAAAAAAAAAAGGAGUUUAAAAUAUUUUUUAGUUCUGCAAUCUGGGUUCCUGCUCGUGUGUCAUGACUAUUUUUCAUGAAGUUUUUAAUAAACAACUUUGGUUUGCUAUUGUACUCAUCUGUACCGUGGAACAAUAUGCAACUGAAUAUGCAUUGUGUUCGUCAGUUGCAGUCUAUCAAGCUGACUACACAGGGUCGUGUAUCUUCAGAGUGCUAUGGUCUGUAUGAUGCAGGAGGCCAGAGCAGAUGGUGGCAGUCUUUCCUCUGGCCUUUUAAUGUAUAAACCUAUGGGAAGGAUAUUGACUGUAGACAAAAAAAAAAAAAGAAAAAAAAAAGAAAAAAAAAGAAUUUUUAUCAAAAAAAAAGAAAAAAAGACAUUUAAAAAAUGAUGUAACUGUAUAUUUACUGAAUAGGCUGGGAUGGAGAGACUCAAAUGGCUCCAAAGGAGCCCUUUCAAGUCUCCUGAAUAAAUGUAAUACGUAUUUUAUAUCUUCCUAUGAAAUUUUGUUCUUUUUCUUCUUUCAAAGUGGGGCAAAGGGAGGGGAUAAGUAAAGAAAAAAGAUUUUUUUAAAGGCUAAUUUUGUGAACGAAAAAAAAAACAACAGAAGCUAAUAGAUUCAAACAUAAGGGGCAAACUUAUGCUUUUUCUUAGAAGUGUAAUUCACCUCCCCAGUGUUUUGGUCAAGACCCCUUUGCCAUUCACACUGUGGGAUAAGAACAAAGUGUAAAGGUUAAUUUUUUAAUUUGCAGCUUUUUCUUUUUUCUUUUUUUUUUUUUUUUUUUUUUUGUUGGGGGGGAAGGUGUCUUACUUCACAAUCUUAAUGUCAGUUAAAUGUAGCUUUUGGUACCAAAUUAUGUAGAGUCAAAUUCUAGCUGGUUAGAAAAAUAAAGUAUGUAGACUAGAAAGUAAGCCUGGCUAUAAGCAAUGGAAGCAUUAUGUUUCUAAUCUAGUUUUUUUUUUGCAUUUUGAACCAUCUCUAGGGCAAACCUUUAAAAAGAUACAUAGCAAACUGAUCAGUGAAUGUUCCAGGUACUGCAUUUUAAAGAAAGUAGAGGUGCAAGCUACCACACCAUUAGCAGCCUAAAGUGGAGAUAACGCAAGAUGACUGACUUGAGGAGCAAGGAGAUGACUGCAGGGGCUUACUGUGUCCUGGCUCCCCUAUCUUCUCACAACAUGCCUGGAUUUUUAUCACCAAUUGCAGAGGUGGAGGAAGAUGUGCACUGUGGCAGUAGGAGAUGUGGAGCACCCGUUACAGAAUAACAGUUCCCUGUCACCUUUUGUUGUUGUCAAGACUGUCUUUAGACACCUCUGUUUCAAGAAGUGUAAAUAGAUGACUGCAGCCCUAUGAGACUUAAGGAAAAUCAUUGUUAUCAGUGAAGGGAGCUGACCAUCUAGGUAUUUGGCUGUGCUGUACAUCAAAUGGUGUUGUGUGGGAGCUGAGGAACAGACAUCCAUUUAUUGAAUACAGCAGUAUGGCUGUGACUGAUACACCAGCACUGUGCUGUUAGGUGUACUUCCUUUGCCCACACUACUGAUUGCAGACAGAGUGGUUCACAUGAGAAAAGACCAUUUAAACAUAUGUCAGUUACAAAACUAGGUGUAAAUGCACCAUGUACUCAUGAAAUUAAUCCUUGAUUAAUGCAUCUAAAUUAAUGGAUUGUCUGGCGCUGGUCUCAUGAAAAAUGUGCGAGUCAAAUCUGUCUAACCCAUUCUUGUGGUUUGCCAUCUGAGGUGUCAGAGACUGAUAAAGACAUUAGAAAACCAUAUUGUGAAGGAUGAUCAGUAUGUGAGCACAGCAAGCACUUGUUCCUAAAACCAAAAUGUAUUUCAAAGAAGCACAUAAACAGCAUUAAACAUUUGCAUCCCCAACAGGUCUUGUUUCCCAGUAUACAUAAGCUUAAUUUUAGAGGCAGACAAGACAUAAAUGAAGAAAUUCUGUUGUCAACUAGCUUACUAAAGACAAUUCUACUUGAGUGCGCAUGUGGCAUUGUGCUGUUUGCUGUCACAGUAAAACCACAUGAACAGUGACGAUUGCAUGUACCAGCCAUGUGUGGUGGUGCAGAGCUUUCCAAUCACACUGCUUAUUUCUUCUCCUUCUACAAAAUGAUAUUGUCCACAGAUGAUGAUUAUAAUAGCCACCACAUAAGGCAAAGUUUUCUGUUUAGUUAGUAGUAAUUUCUACCCAAUGAAAUUGAAUCACAGACUUUUUAUAACUACAGCCUUAAUCUCCUUGGCAAGCUAUCAGCAUAUCAUAAUUCAUAGCUUUUCAUGCCUGUUUUUUUGUUUUGGUUUGUUGGGGUUUUUUUGGGGGGUGAUGGCUUUUGUUUUGGUUUGUUGGGGUGUUUUUUUCUGUUGCAGUAAAAUAUAUACUGAACAUUCUCUCUAUUUUGCCAUCUGGCACUAACACAUGGAAUGCUUACUUUUGUUCUGUGCCAUUCAUGUGUCCUGAACCAGCUGUUUGCCCAUCCAUCACUCUGGGAACUGGCUUUCUGGGAAGCAGGAUUAGCAACAGAAGGCUGGAAUAAAGUAACUUCCUAAAGUACCUGGUUAGCCCUUAACAAUAUGGCAGCAGAGUUUAAAGAGGUUUUAAUGAAGUAUUAUAUUACUUGCCCACCAGCAACUGAGCAGUGUAACUCAGCCAAUCAGUGCAUGCCCAGAUGGGUCCACCACUUGCAGAGAGUAGUGUGUUGAAUCAGAAAGCAAUGUUUCUAAUCCAUAUUUCCAUCCUGAUAUGCUGGUGUAAUUUACCCAGUCUACAUAUAUGUUCAUAGCUCACAUGACUGUACAUAAAAUCAUCUACCUUUCAGAAGCUGAGAGUGCUUAGAGUCAGCAGACCACCAAUGCUAAUUUGCUUCUAAGGUGUGGACAUUUUUUCCCCCUUACUAUCAGUUUACAAGCUCAAAGAGUAGGUUUUUUCCAUACUGUAAAAUUAUGGUUUCUAAUACUCUUUAUCAGUGUUCACAUUAUACCUAUAGCUCAAAAUGUGCAAUAGCUCAAAAUGUACAACUGUACAACUGGUGUAUUCUAGCUGAAAUGCACAGCCCAUAUUUAGGCAUACAAUGAAUCUAAACAGAGAUGCACAUAUUGUAUGUGCUAUGCUUGGCUAUUGCCACAAAGUUGUCAGCACUUACAUACUGAUCAUCUUCAUAUUUUAUGGGUGCAGCAUGUUGAUGUCAGCUCUGAGCAGUUUGUCUACCUGGAUAUAAGUGGAGUUAUAUAAGUCAGGAAAAGUUGUGUGUGGUGGUGUAUAUUCAGAAGACAUCAUCACCAACCUACAGUGCUGUUUAAAAAUCAUUAUGACAACUACAAGUCAUACCUGCAAGGCAUAGCUGCAGCUCGUAUCCACAUAUCUCUGUUUUAUCUUGUAUGAUGCAGUGCUCUGAGUUCUGGCCAUGCAUCAUGGGGAAGCUGAAAACUAUUAAAACAAUUUUUCAGGAUAGCCGUAGUCAGUACUCACGUAGCUCACAGAAGAAAUUGUUAUGCCAAAGAAAAUUUAAUCUUGAGUAGGAAUCCAAAAUUGAAGGGACAUGUUAUCUUCCAAAUAAUGUCUUGCAAGCUCCUUCUCCUUUUAAUGCAUUUGGUAAAACUUUAUCAACUAAAUAUAUGCCUAGCAUCCAUCUUAACUGUGUUUCCAAAGCCAUGCAGCUAUCUGUCAGUUCAUGCACAGUACUGUCUUACUGUGUCUGGUCAAGAAAAGAACAUUUUAUAGGAUAGAUCAGGGACUGUGAUCUUCCUUCUUGUUAUCUGAGACACGCAGGUCAUCCUCUGCCAUCAGCAUGCAUUCCUUUCAAGGUGGCAGUCCUUGGAUCACAGCGGUGACAAAUGUAAAUGUAAAGGAACACCCUGUUGAAAUCUUGAUUUAAAUUAGUCAUUAACUAGUUUAAAAGCUAGUAAUGAACUUUAAAAAGUUAAAUUAGUUAUAAACUUUCUUUCCAUACUUCUAAAAUGCCGAGGAAAGCGAAACAGGUCUCUUGGUCAAUGACUGCAGGCAGACACAGAAAGAGCAGCAUCUGCACAUUUCUGUUUUUCAUUUCCAGAAGAAUAUAAGAAAAGAAAUGCUAUUUUUUUUAAUUACAAUUGCAAGUACAAAAUCAGUUUGUCAGAAAAGGAAGGAGCCAAGAACCACAGACACAGCUAAAAUUACAAGUAAGUCCUAUGUUAUCAACAAUAAAAAAGAGAUAUUGUCAGGAAUUUGGUGAUAGCUUCAAAAGUAUUGAUUGGUCUCCAGCAACAAAGAUAACUGUUAAGCUGUAGAAAGUCCACUGAGUUCUCUUUUGUUGUCAUAAUUCACCAGAGAGCAGUCAGUCAAAAGGUUCCUCAGUAUAUGCUUACUCUUAACCUGACUAGAAAUACAGAAUUCAUUGUUUAUCUGCUGCAAUCAAAAAUCUUUCAAGAGGUGUAGGAAAACUAACAUUAGCCUGAAUCUGUGUGUAAAAAACUUCUCGUAAUGCAAUGUUCUUAUCUUUUCAGAAGUUAGAUCCAAAAAUGCAUCUGUAUUAAGAUCUCCACUGGAUGAAAUACUGAAGGACAAAGAAGCGCUUAUCUCUAUUAGUCUAUAUUACAUCCAUGUAUCUUUAUCUCCAUGAUAUCUCAACCUUGGAGUGUUUGAUAAACUAGAAACACAUUUGUGACCUCUGAAUGACUCAUUUAUUGUUAUUUCUUCAUGUAAAUUGAUAACUAUGAUGAAACUUCUGAUUCUUUACACUCUUUUUUUUUCACUGCACCAUGACGUUAAGGCAAAUUUUAAUCUCUCAUCCUCCUGGUAUUAAGAAAUGAUCACUAUACUAAGAAAAGAAGAAAAUGUUAGUUUGUUGUCUGCCUUAUUUAAUGACACAGAUCUUUUUACAAUCUGUCAGUAGGAAAUUCAAGGUUUUGUGUCUAUGGUGAAGAUGUGCACUCCUGUGAACAUCUGAGGCACUUGAUGUGUAUCCUUCAUGAUUUUUUUUUCUUUAUCCAUUUCCCCAACACUGGGCUGCGAGUUACUCCCUUCAGAUUGUUCAAGUCUCUAUUAUCCAUUGACACUGCCAUCCUUAAAGUCUUCUAUGGAAAUGACAUGGUACAGCCAGCACUGGCUAUCACAGGCUCAUUAUUUGCAUCCUGUGGCUACUUGCCCAGUCUUGUGUACAACAGUGCAACAGCAGAGGCCUCUCAUGUUUCUGUCAGCCAUUGCAGACCAUUUGCAUGCUUCUGUGAGAGAUGAGCAGACUACAAAGCUGCAUUUGGAAAAUGUUUCGAUUAUUUCCAGUGGUUCCAGUUCUGAUCUUUAACCUUUUCUCUUCUUUGCAUUCUGAUGCCUAUAAUCUGUAUCAUAAAUAGCACAGUUAUGAAGAGCUGUCUCUGACAUCUGCUGCUGUAAUCUGGGAAUCACUUCAUCGUGUGGUUCAGUAACAGUUGCAGAGGAAGAUGCAAGUGUUUGACUUGUGUAGGUUUAUUGCAUAAUUGUUACUGCUCCUUGCCAGUCUUGUGGUUAGUGUUCUGAGCAGUUAAAGCAUGCACAGCUGGUUUUGUCAGUGUGUAGUAAAUUAGAAUUUGAUAUGUACAAGAAGGAUACAUUGUUUUCCAUGCUUCAUACACAUUCUUCUUUCUCUUAUUUUUUGAAUAACAUGUACAUCAUUUUCUAAGUGAUAUACUCUUUCAUCUACUGGAACCUGAUUUCUUCUUUAGUUCCUCUUGUUAGGUGUUAUUUUAGCAGUUGAUUCUAUUUUCCAUCUUCUUGUCUUUUUUUCCUCCCUGCAAUUCCUUGCAAUUCUAGCAGAUAUUGUUCUGGUUCCAAUAUGUUAGCUAGAAGCUACUACAGUUGUGAUUCUUCCCACACCGUGACUUGCUUGUUCAUCCUCUGCCUUUGAGAAAAAGCCUUUCACGCAGCGACAAGGGUUUCAGUGCAAUUGUUAGGCUAUCUGUGAAAGUGUUUUGAUACUUAACUUGACCAUGAAACUCACACAUUGUUAAAUAUCAACUCUCUUCAAGCUCAAUUUCUUGAACCACCCAAGAGUUGUUCACUUAAUUUUCAAAGCCUGACAAAGAAGUCAGCAUGUGGAUGCAAAGAAUUCUCUGCAUGACACAAGUUUAUCAUUUCUAUUCCUUUUCCUCUGCAUAGCCCCACAUGCAUUUCAUGCCCAGGUUAGGCUCAUUGAGAUAUGUGUUAACAACAAAAUAACUGGAGCCAUUUAUUUGCUUUCUGCAGCUAAAUUUCAUUUUAUUAUUGUUAUUUUUAUUGUAUUGUAUUUUACAUUAUUGGCUCACACAGCAUUCUAUACAGUAACCUUUUUAUAACUGACAUAUGUUAUUCCUUCAGGUAGCUUCUACUGACAAACACAAAGCUUGUUUGUGUGCAAAUGCAAGGCUGACUAAAUGGUGCUAAAGUGUAUUAUGACUGUCGGGUAUAAUCAGGCAAAAUUUUGUGGUGCUUAGACUGAUUUUUUUUUCUGUUUUCAUUGAUUUUAUUGAUCAAUGCAUUGAACAGUGUUUUAUUACACAUAAGUUGUCUUUUAUUAUUAAAUCAAGACAUCAUAGUGCAUUGUUAAACAAUUUGGGUUAAUCUAUGUAACAGCUCACCAAGCUAUUAUAUCUUUAACUCCUUAUAAUGUUGUGUCAUUAAAGGUCAAGGAGUCAUAAUAAUAAUCUCAUUGCUGUAGACCAUUAACACAACUGAAGAUUUUCAACAAAGUACUUAUGUUUACAAUGCUAUAACCCUUUGACUGCUGCGGCAACCUUUAACCACAGAAAGUCACAUGCUAGAAUCAUCGUUAUGGUUCUUGCCAUGGCAAUCAAAGAGUUAAGGGCUGUGCAGUGAUUUGUUUUAUAUUUAUUAAUUUAUAUUUAUUUUUUUGUUUUCAUUUGAGAAAGGGGGAAUUGGGGUGGGGCAGUUCUCGUCUGCUGUAAGUGUCUUAACCAAGGGAAGGGUUAAAAUGGCUUUUUUAUACUAUUGCAUCUUAUGUACUUACCAUCCUUUCAUUGUGUUGUAAUUAAAACAAAAAAAAAAAUCUGUCAAUAAAUAAGAGAACAGGAAAAAAGUUUCAUAAAGA
Messenger RNA from Pogoniulus pusillus (Red-fronted tinkerbird), 13018 nucleotides. RefSeq names its product matrix metallopeptidase 16 (gene MMP16). The coding region runs from base 339 to 2168 and encodes 609 amino acids. Gene Ontology annotation, biological process: collagen catabolic process; skeletal system development; proteolysis. The record is from RefSeq and is a predicted model, not a curated record. The transcript has 10 exons. NCBI's taxonomy places the organism in Eukaryota, Metazoa, Chordata, Aves, Piciformes, Lybiidae. Gene Ontology annotation, cellular component: plasma membrane; extracellular matrix. Gene Ontology annotation, molecular function: metalloendopeptidase activity; zinc ion binding.